CCUAGGAUGGCGGACACGGCCCUUUCAGAGCCCUCGUCUGCAAUGGAUACGUCUCCGGAUUCGAUUGUGACCCCUUCGGUGGACCCUUCAUCCUUACGCGCGGCUGCCCUGAUGACUCUCAAGUCGAAACGGAGAAAGCCAGCAGAGGUCGCUGCGCCACCGCCAAGUCUACCUCAAAGACCACAGGCGACAUUUGAUGUGCUCGACUACGGCAGUACCGAAGCUGCUCAGCCGGAGCCACAAACCCGACCUUCCGCGUCGACUUCCGAUCCAGGUUCGCGCGAAGAAGGCGAGAUCAGCGACGAAGAGCCAGCCCCAUCUGCUCCACCCGCCGCCCCGCCCCAACCGCCACGACCAGCGCUUCCUCCCAAACCUGCCCCUCAGGAGAGCCCGGUGGCUUUGAGCAACAAGCCGCAGGAAGCAACUUCGCCGUCUCUGUUGGAUCGGAUAGCCCCACCUCCCCGCAAGCAAUCGAAAAGCUUUUCGAGUCAAGUCUCUCCCGUACAACAGCGACGUCCGAGCGCGGCCAGCCAACCCGUACAUCCUCCUCAUCCGCCUCCCCCUCCAGCACCGGAAAUUCUCAUAGACGCGGAGCACGUUCGCCCUGGCCUGACCAUGACACAAGAACAAUACGAUACAGCGAAGGACAUCAUCCUCGACCUCCUUGGUUGGGGCGUCCACCCCGAUCACCUUUACGCCAUGGGCCUGAGCCGUGAGAUCAUCUACUACGUCUUCAGCGAGCUCAAUCUGCGGUUUCCCGCCAACUUGGACACCACGGGCCUGAUCCCCUACACGCCGAACAUGCAGCGCCCGGAGCCUACGCCCCAGCGCGCCGGGAUGCACCAUAGCCUGCCACCGAAGCCCCCGCCGCUCGUCAUACCGGGUCAACCACUCCAACAGUCGUCUUCCAGGCAGCAGGUGACGAAUGAACCCCCAUCCGCCGCCCUGCUCGACAUGGAGCAGCAGCGCCGCCAGGAACUGUUGGCGAGGAAGCGCAAGGCGGCGGCGUCCAAGCCUCCACGCUCGCAGCGCAGGAACUCGGAUGUCGAGAUGCGCCCUCCGGCGCCUAUCGACGAGGUCGAGGACUUCCUGCAGAGCAUCGCGCCCGGGCCGUCCGCGCAGCUGCCACCCAAGCCUACUUUCGCGGCCUAUCCUCCCGUUUCGGCACCAUCCUCGUCCUUCUUCGACGACGACAUGGAUGUGGAUGAGAUUCCGGGGCUGUCUUCUUCGCGGCCGGAUCCUCCGCCAGCACCGCGACCUGUGCCUCCACCUGCUGCGCGACCUGCUCCUGCGACGGUCACCAAGCCACAGCCAGUGCCACUUCCCACUAAACCCGCGCCGAUGUCGGUGACUGUACGACCGGCUCAGGCUUCAGCGCCAGCAUCUCCACCAUCGACGAGCCAGACCCCAACUGCGGCCGGUCUGGCACCGACUCGUUCUCAGAUCCUCGCAGCCGCACAGCCACAGGCCGGUGAUCUGCAGAGGAAUGAGUCUCUGCGAGCUGAGGCCGCGCCUGCGACGAAGGUUUACACGAACCAGGCGCAGGCGCCGACGCCGAGCAACGGGAACGGCGCUGUACCCCAAUCUCAACAGCAGAACACACCCGCACCCGCCCGCAACGGCAACAACAUCGGCCCCCGCGGCAAAAAGCGCCCCGGCGCCAUCGACUACAUCGAGGCCGAGGACCACCGCGCGCCCCCGCCCCGCCCCUUCGCGCGCGCGAACAGCUUCGCGGGCGGCGUCGGCACGGCGAAGCGCUUCAUCAUCGACAUCAGCGACGCGGAGGACGAUCAUGAGCACUUUGAGUCGCCGAGUCCGGAGGGUGCGGCGAUCGCGCUACCGUUGACGAUGACGGGGGGCCCGAUCACGGGGAUGCCGAUGGUGCAGCCGCCGAAGACGGGCGCGCCGCAGUCUGCGAGGGGCGCGCCGCUGCCGACGAGGGGGCAGGGGACGCCGACGAAUGGGAUGGGGGCGGGGUCGCCCGUGGUGGCCUCGUCCUCGUCGUCGAAUAUGAUGGCGUCGUCCUCGUCCGCGUCGUUGCAGGAGCAGAUCAGACGUAUGAAGGAGGCGAUCGCGGCGAAGGAGAUGAAGGUGAGCGGGAUGAGUGCAGGUGGGUGAUCUGCGUGCUUAUGCGGGGUGCAGAUGCAGGCAGCGCGCGCGGCGCAGGGCUCGGGGACGCCGAGUGGAGGUACGCCGGCUCCGGCGUCAGCGACGAC
Schizophyllum commune H4-8 is the source of this 2216-nucleotide messenger RNA. RefSeq lists its product as uncharacterized. Bases 43 to 2118 code for a protein of 691 amino acids. NCBI's taxonomy places the organism in Eukaryota, Fungi, Basidiomycota, Agaricomycetes, Agaricales, Schizophyllaceae. The transcript has 2 exons. The record is from RefSeq and is a predicted model, not a curated record.